This is a messenger RNA of Hemicordylus capensis (graceful crag lizard), 3793 nucleotides long. It is a transcript of the gene SCARF2, whose product is annotated as scavenger receptor class F member 2. The coding region runs from base 63 to 3212 and encodes 1049 amino acids. Gene Ontology annotation, molecular function: scavenger receptor activity. The transcript has 11 exons. The record is from RefSeq and is a predicted model, not a curated record. Lineage: Eukaryota; Metazoa; Chordata; Lepidosauria; Squamata; Cordylidae.
UGGAGGGUGGGCCACGCCGAGUUCGCAGUAACGAAGCCUGCCCGUAGUCAAGGCGUCAAGGAAUGCAGCCCCAGCAGGCAGGAGCGGCUGAAGGAGACCCAGGGGGAGCCGGCGGCGUCUCAGCCCGCCCGUCGGAGGGCCUGGCCCGGGCUCAGGCGAGGGGGGAACCAAUGCGGCAUUUCCUGGCUGGGCCGGGCGCCCCUCCUGCUGCCGCCGAGAGGGGAGAGCGGGCGGCGGCGGUGGCGGCGCUCGCACUGCAGCUUCCGGCCGGGAUCCUGCAGCAGCCGCCAGGAGCCGCCGCCGCAGCCGGGGAGCCAGGCUGCUCGGGCCGGGCUGGAGAGCGCUGCGCCGCACGCAUGGAGACGCCGAGGAGGGCCCGGCGCGCUGGAGCCGGAGGCGGCGCGCUCCUCCCUCUCCUCCUGCCGCCGCUGCUGCUGCUGGGCUGGGGAGCUGCCCAGGAGCUGAAUCCCCGCGGGAGGAACGUCUGCUCGGCGUCCGGGUCUGCGGGGUCCGUCUGCUGCCCGGGAUGGAAGCAACUGGGCGAGGAGUGUCUGAUAGCUGUGUGUGAAGGAAACUUCACCUGCAAGGACAACGAAGUGUGCGUAAGACCCAAUGAGUGCCGCUGCCGCCACGGAUACUUCGGUGCCAACUGCGAAACAAAGUGCCCCCGCCAGUUCUGGGGUCCCGACUGCAAGGAGAUGUGCUGGUGCCACCCCAACGGGCAGUGCGAGGACGUGACAGGGCAGUGCACCUGCAACGCCAACCGCUGGGGACCCAAGUGCGAAAACGCCUGCUUGUGCAAGCACGGCAAGUGUGACCAGAAGACGGGCAGGUGCACCUGUGAGCCCAGCUUUUGGGGGCCCCAGUGCUCCAACAACUGCUACUGCAGCCUCAACUCGCAGUGUGACCAACAGACGGGGGCCUGCCUCUGCCAGCCGGGCUGGUGGGGACGUAACUGUAUGAACCAGUGUGCCUGCAGCAACUCGCCGUGCGAGCAGUUCUCGGGGCGCUGCCAGUGCCGAGGGCGCACCUUUGGCCUCCGGUGCGACCGCUACUGCCAGUGCCACAUGGGGAGGUGCAACCAGGUUGACGGGACGUGCACCUGCGACCCGGGCUAUCGGGGCAAGUUCUGCCGGGAGCCGUGUCCGGCCGGCUUCUACGGACAAGGCUGCAGGAGACGGUGCGGCCAGUGCAAGGGUCUGCAGCCCUGCACCAUCAUGGACGGCCGCUGCCUGGCGUGCGAAGCGGGCUGGAAUGGCACCAAGUGUGACCAGAUCUGCUCCUCGGGCUUCUACGGGGAGGGCUGCGAGCAGAACUGCCCCCCCUGCAAGGACGGCCAUACCUGCAACCACAUCAAUGGCAAGUGCUCUCACUGCAACCCUGGCUGGAUCGGAGACAGGUGUGAGACCAGGUGUCGCAACGGGACCUAUGGCGAGAAUUGUGCCUUUGUCUGCAGUGAUUGUUUCAAUGGCGAGUGCCACUUUGAGACGGGCAAGUGCCUCUGCCGGGCUGGAUUUCACGGGAUUUCCUGCAACCUGACGUGUCCGACUGGUCAAUAUGGCGUGAACUGUGAAGAGUCUUGCAGCUGCCAUGAGGAUUCCUGCGACCCCCUGACUGGAAGCUGCCACAUGGAGGCCAAUCAGCGGAUGGGUGUGGUGGGGGCAGCCGCCCUCUUGGCCCUGCUUCUCAUCCUGCUCCUCUCGCUCCUCUGUUGCUGCUGCGUUUGCCGAAAGAAGGACCACACUCGGGACACAAACCAAGACCUGGCCAGCAAGAAGUCUCCCAGACGCCUUUGUGGCAGGUUCAGCCGGAUCGGCAUGAAGUUGCCCAGGAUUCCUCUCCGCCGGCAGAAGCUACCCAAAGUUGUAGUGGCUCACCAUGACCUGGAGAACACCAUGAACUGCAGCUUCAUCGAGCCCCCCUCAGUGCUGGAGCAGCCCUCGCCUUCGUGGUCCUCCCGGGGUUCCUUCUCGUCCUUCGACACCACCGAUGAGGGGCCUGUCUACUGUGUGCCCCACGAAGAGAGCGUGAGCGACAGCAAGGACAAGUUCUCCGCCACCUGCAACCUGGUGGAGAAGAUGGCGCCGCCCAUCAGCGAGGAGGAGGCCGGGGAGUACACCAUCCUCAAAGAGAGCAGCUCCACCCAGGCGGACAGCGAGACGCCCUUGCUGAAGUCCUCCGACAGCGAGCGCUCGUCGUGCGGCUCCAGCUCGGCCAGCGGCGCGCUCUACGCCCGGAUCGCCCGCCUCUCCAAGCAGUCCCGAGACGACGACGAAAAUGCCCUGGAGAGCAAGAGCGCCAAGCCCCCGUCCCCAGAGCGAGCCAAGCCCCCUCCUCCGGACCCCUCGACGAAGCCCAAGGUCUCCUGGAUCCACAGCAAGUAUAACUCGAACCAGUCCAACUCCCUGCCUGCCAUCGGCAUGGCCGAUUCGAUGGAGGCCAAGCAGGGGCUGGCCAAGAGGAAGAGGAGCCCCAGCGAGACAUCAGCCGGGGUUCACGGCAAAGCAGACGAGAAGGCCCCCGCCAGGUGCAAAGAGAAGGCCCCCAAACACCCCAAGGAGCUGAGCUCCCUCGAGGGCAAAGGCCUCGCGGCGGGCUCCGGAGACCAGCCGUCGCCCUCCAGACCGAAGCAGAGGCACAAAGCCAGCCCCGAGCAGAUGGAGAACAUCAACGGAGCCGUCCAGAGCGUGAUCAAAAAGAGGGGGAGUUAUCCCCCCGAACGGAAAGGGGGUGAUGCCCCCAAGAGCCCCAACCACAGCAAGCCCCGCUCCGAAGGCCUCCAUCCCCACUUGGCUUCGGAAGCUGUGACGCUGCUGAACGCCCAGCUGAAAGAAAAGACUCAGAGCCUCAACCGGGCGGACGGGGGCACCCGGCAGAAUGGGGUGAGCCCCCUGCCGGCCCAGAGGGAGAAGCCGACCCCGCCGCAGAAGGCCAAGCGUUCUGUGGCCACCAGUGGCCAGAAGUCCAGCAAGGCCGUGCUGCCCACCUCCCCCAACCUGCAGAAGCUCAUCAGCCCGGUUGCCGAGGCCCCGGCCGGUGACGCCCGCAAAGUGGAGAAGCCAGGCCCCGGGAGCAACCCCGAGCCGGCGCCCGCGAGCGGCGAGCCGGCCGUCAAGAAGACACCCAUCAAGAAGCCUCCCAGAAAGAAGAGCCGAGAAGUGGCCACGGACCAGCCCAAAGCGCCCAUGAUGCCACCGCAGACUGUGCAGUAAAGGUGGCCCUUGCCGGAGGUCCCUUUCGGUGGCCGGCCAGAAGGCGUCCACGGGAGGGGCAGCGCCGGUCUUGUGGGAAGGCGAGGGCCAGAAGAAGACUUGGGGGGAGAUGUCCCUCUCCCGCAUUGAGGCACAGACCCCGAUGCCAAGGGAGGCCCUCUCCCCCCACCCCACAACAGCAGGCCGAAAGCACUUCUGAUGUUUUCCCCACUUUGCCGAGCAGGGAGGGGACUUUGUGGACCAAGCGCUGGCGCCUGGCAGCUCGGGGUGGGAGGGCAGGGUGGGCCUUAUUUGUACGCGUAUUAUCCUUGCAUACGAUACGCCGUGCUUUUCUCCCUAGGAACACGCGCGUUGUUAUAACCUGCAGCAUGGAAUGGUGGGGUUUCUGUAACCUAGCUCGGUCUGGGACAUGGGUCACCAAAGGUUGAGGCAAUGGGAGGCGCCUUUCUCUUCUCGCCGGCAUCAACCGCAUGGCCGCCGCGAAGCCCGCAUGUCCUGAACGACACGAGGGCCGUUUGGGACGGGAGUCGAGUCGAGCAGCUCCAUCGAAAGCUUCCUCCAUUAAAAGGGCAAAAAGUGUC